This is a messenger RNA of Thalassophryne amazonica, 4451 nucleotides long. RefSeq names its product kirre like nephrin family adhesion molecule 1b (gene kirrel1b). Gene Ontology annotation, cellular component: cell-cell junction. The transcript is spliced from 15 exons. The record is from RefSeq and is a predicted model, not a curated record. Bases 1 to 2475 code for a protein of 824 amino acids. Lineage: Eukaryota; Metazoa; Chordata; Actinopteri; Batrachoidiformes; Batrachoididae. Gene Ontology annotation, molecular function: cell adhesion molecule binding. Gene Ontology annotation, biological process: cell-cell adhesion.
AUGGAUGAAGUGAAGGACAGUGGACUGGGUAGCAGGUGGCAUGAAGAGCCAUCUGGGAGGUCCUCCUCCAGGAGUCGGGUAGGUUAUCUGGGCCUCCCAAUCAACCCUCUCGAUAUUCCGGUGUGGAGCGUCCGCUUCUCCCAGGAGCCCGCGGACCAGUCGGUGGUGCUGGGAGAACGGGUGGUGCUGUCCUGCGUGGUCUUCAACUACAGCGGCAUCGUCCAGUGGACCAAAGACGGCCUGGCCCUCGGUGUCGGAGAGGGUCUGCGAGCCUGGCCCAGGUACCGUGUGCUGCGCGCUCUGGACACCGGUCAGUACAACCUGGAGAUCUCCCACGCCGAGCUGUCAGAUGACUCGCUGUACGAGUGUCAGGCCACGGAAGCGGCGCUGCGUUCCCGGAGAGCCAAACUCAACGUGCUGAUCCCCCCUGAGGGCCCGGUGGUCGACGGUGCCCCGGAGCUCCUGCUGAUGGCCGGGACACCAUAUAACCUGACCUGUGUGACCCGUGGGGCGAAACCUGCAGCGCACAUCCAGUGGACCAAGGACGGUGUGGUGGUGGAAGGAGCUCACCAGUCCACGGAAGUGCUGCCGGACAGGAAGAGGGUCACCACCAGAAGCUACCUGCCCAUCACGCCGGUUGACGUUGACAGCGGGCGGAACUUCACCUGUGUGGCCAGCAACCCGGCAGUGCCCAUGGGCAAACGAGCCAGCAUCACCCUGAACAUCCACCACCCUCCCACAGUGACCUUGUCCAUCGAGCCUCGCUCUGUCCUGGAGGGCGAGAGAGUCACCUUCACCUGCCAGGCCACUGCUAACCCCCCCAUCAUGGGCUACAGAUGGGCCAAAGGUGGCGUUCUGCUGGAGGGGGCGAGAGAAAGCGUGUUUGUCACCACAGCGGAUCACUCCUUCUUCACCGAGCCCGUGUCGUGUCAGGUGUUCAACGCCGUGGGCAGCACCAACGUCAGCAUCCUGGUGGACGUGCACUUUGGACCCAUCCUUGUUGUUGAACCCAGACCAGUUACCGUGGACGUGGACUCAGACGUCACUCUGAACUGCAAGUGGUCUGGGAACCCGCCUCUCACGCUCACCUGGACCAAGAAAGGCUCCAGCAUGGUGCUCAGCAACAACAACCAGCUUUAUCUGAAAUCGGUGAGCCAAGCUGAUGCAGGUCAGUAUGUCUGCAAGGCCAUUGUACCCCGGAUUGGAGUGGGAGAGACCGAGGUCACACUUACUGUUAAUGGUCCGCCCAUCAUCUCCAGCGAUGUGGUCCAGUACGCAGUCCGAGGAGAAAGAGGAGAAAUCAAGUGUUAUAUCGCCAGCACGCCGCCACCUGAUAAGAUUGUUUGGGCGUGGAAAGAGAACGUGUGGGAGAAGGAGAAGGGGACCCUGAUGGAGAGGUACACCGUGGAGCAAAGUAAACCUCCAUCUCAAGGCGGCGCCGUCCUCUCCACCCUCACCAUCAACAACGUCAUGGAGUCUGACUUCCACUCACCGUACAACUGCACCGCCUGGAACGCCUUUGGACCUGGCACCAUGAUCAUCACUCUGGAGGAGAAGGAGAUUGUUCCAGUGGGAAUUAUCGCUGGUGCUACAGUGGGAUCCUCCUUUGUGCUGCUGAUGCUUCUGCUGGCUGCUGCCUUCUUCUUCUACCGCCAACGCAAAGGCGCUCGCCGUGGUGUAACUCUGGGUAAACCAGACAUCAAGGUGGAGACGGUCAACAAAGAGACUCACAGCCUGGAGGAGGAAGCAGCCAACGUAUCCACCGCAACCCGAAUGGUCAAAGCCAUGUACUCCCCCUUCAAAGAUGACAUGGACCUGAAGCAGGAGAUGAGGAGUGAAAGUGACACCCGGGAGGAGUACGAGCUCAAGGACCCAACUAAUGGCUACUACAACGUUCGCGCCACCACCCACGAUGAGGCACGGCCCCAGUCCUGCGCAGUCCACUACCAGGGUGAGUUUCGCUCCCAGAACCCAAACAGCAGCCCAGCUGGUGCCACAUCCAGCGGUUCCUCAGGAGCAGCCAGUGGUGCAUUGCCCCCCAGUGCAGUGCCAGGCUCCAGGGCAGGCUGCUAUGACCCCCGCCCACCUUCAAGGAUGUCCCAUGCUUACGCCCACUUCAACACUUUCUCCAGAGCACCGCAGAACCAGCAAGUACCCCCAAAUCCUUCUCUUCAGUCACCUGGAGAUUAUCCCGGAGACUGCGGCCUGCUGGACAACACAACCCAGCUGGCGUAUGAGAACUAUGGAUACCCCUCCCAGUAUCCCAGCUACCGCAUGGGAUUUGCCCCACCCAUAGAGGAAGGACAAGCUUAUGAGAUGUAUCACACUGGGCAAGGGACCGGGCAGGGGUCUGGACCAGGACAAAGUCCUGAAACUGCACUGGGCAAGUAUGGAAGCUCCAGUCGCUUUUCCUAUUCUUCUCCGCCUUCUGACUAUUCCAGCAGACACACACAGAGGAUGCAGACUCAUGUGUGAUGAACACAAACACUUUUUUUUUUUUGCAGACUGUCACUCUGAGUCACAGAAAAACUCUGAAAGAAAAAAAACUUCGACACAUGAGCGCUAAAGAUUCAGUUUUCUGCAUGGAAUACGGUUCAUUUUCAGAACCAGCAAAACACCACAAAGGUGAUGCAACAACGCAAAGCCGUCAACCGCAUCACGCGUAAUAUACUUAGCAGCAAUACGUCGACGUGUUUCUGUGCAGAAUUUGUGUUUUGUGCAGCGAAAACCACAAUCAAGAGAAGAAGAAGAGUGCAGAGGUACCUUUUCUUCCUGGUGCUUCUCUUCUGGCUUUUGGUCCAUCUCCCAGCAUCAUGCUUUGCUCACAUCUCGUCUGUGUAAAUACACAACAAUUGGGUCAUUUUCUAGGUAUUUCCUUGUAUAAAACUAUAUAGUAUGAUGCAGCCAUCUGCGGAAAACAACCCUGUAAUUUACACAUUUUGCAGUUUAUGACUCCGUCAUCAUGCAAAAGACUAAUGAUUUCAACAACACGGCAGCUUGGACUUCAACCACAAGGCACUUUCCCCCCACAUGCAAGUUCUACUCUGAUUAAAGUGGGACAAAGUUUCUUAAGGCGGUACAGUGCCCGUGAGUAAUGUGCCAACACACAGAAAAUACACAUGAAAGGACCUGACUGGCCAUUUUGAUGUUUGAGCCUAAUAAAUACACGCUGUAUUACUGCAAACUAAUUCCCAAAUCACAUACUGUAAGUGUUUUAUAUAUUUCCUGGGUGCUGUUUGUUUCACUUCAUUCUGGCAUGCUAUAGGUCAUGGGUCAUCAACCGUGGUCCUGGAGAUCAUCUGCCCUGCAUAUUUAAUAUGUCAUUUAAUUGACAUUUAAUAUGCUGCAACCAAAGCUUGGUGCUCGCGUCCGCUGUUUCCCAGAUCGUGAUUGGCUGAGCACAACUGACUUAGUUAAUUUGAAGUAGAUGAAGCAGGAAGAGUUGGAGAACAUGCAGGACAAGUGACCUGUAGGAGCAGAACUGAUGACCCCUGCUAUAGGUGAUUAUCAUAGCCAAAAUAAACAAAUAAAAAUAAAUAAAUAACAAGCUGUUUGCAUGCAGUAACAUCAGUGCUGACAUUUUGCUGAACAAAACAUUUUACACAUCAAGAAUUAGGAUGCAUCACCUCUGUGUCUGUGGGGUAGUUUGACUUUUAAAGGUGCUAUGAAUGAAAUUUUAAACAUUAACAUCACCAGCAAUAACCAUUUUCUCUAUAAACAUUUCGUAGCUUAAUGCUGUCCUGUGCAGAGAAUGAAGCAGCACUCCCUCUGUGCUCUGCGCUUUUCUGCCCCAUGUUUACCUGUUUGGUUUGGCCUCACAUGCACAUUUAGUGCAUGAGAUUUCUGCAUGUGCACAUUUAGUGCAUGCGGGUCCUGACAAUUGAAAUUGAUGCAGUACUUACUACUUAUCUCAUAGUUGUAGAAUAUUCUUUUCAAGUUGCCAGACUGCAGCUACAGGGGGUCCCAAAAAAGUGCAACAAAAUCAUUUGACUCUAAUUUUGCAACGGCUAAUCUGAAUUCUGUAUUUGUUGUUGUUGUUUUCAGACGUCUAUAUAUGUGAGGAGUUUCUUCUGAUGUAGUGUGAGACUGAUCUAAUGAGGAUGCCGCUUGCAAUCGAGCAAAAAAGGGAAAUUGGUGCAAUUCUACAUUGAGACCAAAUUGAUAUGUGCAAAAUCCAACAACAAUAUCAAUAUCAUUUUGCAGUUAGAAAAGCUCCAGACAGAAAGACAACAUGGAGGGUUGUAGAGAAGUUUCAAACAAAUAGAACUGUUCACAGUGUUAACAAAGGGAGAUCUGGCUGAACCAGAGGAGUCGUGCACAUAUUGAGCACAUCUUGUGAACACCAAAACUCUUACAACGCCAAUUCCCAUGAAGUUGGGACAUUGUGUAAAAUGUAAAUAAAACAGAAUACAAUGAUUUUCUAAUCCUCUUCAACCUAUAUUCAAUUGAAU